Messenger RNA from Ictalurus punctatus (channel catfish), 2111 nucleotides. RefSeq names its product retinal outer segment membrane protein 1a (gene rom1a). The record is from RefSeq and is a predicted model, not a curated record. Gene Ontology annotation, biological process: visual perception. Gene Ontology annotation, cellular component: membrane. Bases 314 to 1378 code for a protein of 354 amino acids. The transcript is spliced from 4 exons. Lineage: Eukaryota; Metazoa; Chordata; Actinopteri; Siluriformes; Ictaluridae.
CCAAGCAUGGGCUCAGAGGGGCGAAUGUACCACUCUUUCAAUUGAGUUGGUAUCUGGACUAUCUUUAGCACCUCACCUGGGGGAGGGAUCACCACAUCAAAACUCAGGCUGACCACCACAGAGGAAUUCACCACUCUGGACAACAAAAAGGCAGAAAUUCAUCUCGAGACACAAGAGAAUUUAACCUUGGAUUUUGGAUUACAGAAGCAUUUUUGGAGAGCCCUUCUUAGCAAAAUAUAAAAAAUUAGUUUCCAUCUUCAGAACCAGAGAUCUUCUUUGUAUUCUUGUAGUGUAACGCUUCUCUUCUGCCAUCAUGGUGUGGGCUAAAAUGAAGUUCCCCUUUGAAAAAAGGGUGAAGCUAGCUCAGAGUUUGUGGCUGAUCUCCUGGCUGGCCACUUUAGGUGGAGCGAUCACCUUCUGUCUUGGAUGCUUCUUGAAGACAGAACUACGCCGGAGGGCAGAGGUGAUGGACAACACAGAGAUCCACAUUGUCCCAAACACCCUCCUUGUGGCUGGACUGGCCUCUAUGGGAAUCAACUUUUUUGCGGGUCGGAUCUGCCAGGACGCCCUGGAUGCUAGCCGCUUCCCACGGUGGAAGACCUUCCUAAAGCCCUACUUCUGUUGUGCUAUCUUUUUUACCACCCUACUGCUGAUUGGAGUCAUCCUAAGUUACGCCAUGAAGGGCAGCCUGGAGGGCUCGCUGAAAGUUGGCCUCAAGAAUGGCAUCCGUUUCUACAAGGACACGGACACCCCAGGGCGCUGCUUCCAGAAGCAGACUAUCGACCGCCUGCAGAUGGAGUUCCGGUGCUGCGGUAACAACGACUACAAAGACUGGUUCGAGAUCCAGUGGAUCAGUAACCGCUACCUGGACUUCAGCUCCAAGGAGGUUAAGGAUCGUAUCAAGAGUAAUGUGGAUGGGCGUUACCUGGUGGAUGGUGUGCCCUUCAGCUGUUGUAACCCAAGUUCCCCUAGACCCUGCAUCCAGUACAAAUUGACCAACAACUCUGCCCACUACAACUAUGAGCACCAAACUGAGGAGCUCAACAUCUUCAUUCGCGGCUGCAGGGAAGCUCUGGUUGGCUACUACAUGGGCCUGAUGAACAGCAUUGGUGCUGUAGUGCUGACUGUCUUUAUCCUUCAGAGUACAGUGGUUGCAUGCCUGAGAUAUCUGCAGACAUCCAUGGAAGCAGUGGUUGGGCAGGAGAACACGGAGGUGGAAACGGAGGGCUACCUGCUGGAGAAGAGCGUGUCAGAGACCAUUAUGGAGUACCUGGACCCUGUGAUGAAGCUCCUGCUGAUAAACCAGGUGGAAGAUGGGCAGGCGAAGGCAGAGGCAGGGGCUGCUGGCACAUCAGGCACAACAACUUCCAAGUCCUAAACAGCCACAGCUAUCUGAUUCAAUGAAAUGAAUGACCCAGUACAACCAGUACUUGGCAAAGAUAUCUAUUAUCAUUUCUAGCAAAGAAUCUCGUAUGAAACUACUAUAUGUAUGUAACUACUAUGUAAAUAAUUUACCUAAUUCACCAAACAAUACAUUAUCUUCAAAAUAUUUUAACAUCAAACCAUGCAAAGUCUCAAAUGUCAAUCAUAUCUGUUCAUUGGUAAUGGACUGUAUAUUAUAUUAAUUGGUUCAUCGUGUGGAGAUAAGAAAAUUUGUGAGAACAUCUAAGUCUCUACGAGCCAUGAUGCAAUCGAUAACAUCGGCUGUCGAUAACAUAGCUUAUCUGAAGGUACUAAAGGUUAAGUAUUAUUUCCAGGACACAGUUUUAUUAUAGAACAUUUCUCUUGUUAUUUGAUCGUGCCCAGUUUGUAUAUAAAAUAGAUUACCCUUUAGCAAGCACAUCUCAAAAUUUAGCAUGUUGUUUUUUAGUUCAAUAUAAGAAUACAAGUGCAGCUUGUUUUAUUUGAUAGCUGCCAAAUUUAUGGAAAACUGGAAACGUUAUAAAUAUUAUUGUACACUGUGCAAGCAGAUAAUAGCAUUUUAAAUGUAAAAAGCAAUGCUCAGUGCUCAGCUAAGCAAAAUCCAGAACAGUCAGACGUAAUAAAAACCAUGCUUUAAUUGCAUCGUUGUGUAGUGCGCUUUUAUGUGAAUAGAUACGUGCUGAAAUAUC